ACAAACAAAAUGCCCUACAAAAAUCUCACCAUUGAUAGCCACUCAUCCCAGAAAUGGCGAUUCUCAGCUUCUGCUUCUGUUGUUCAAAACUCCCCUCAAAUCCAAAACUUCACAAUCUCCAUCUUUCCCCACAAACUCAUCAAGCUACAUCACAGGUUUCUCUAAAAUCAGCUGAAUCUUCGAGAAAUGGUUUCAUAUCAUUAAGCGAAUCAAUCUCAAGAGCAAGUUUUCUGGCCCUUCUCUCUGCUUCACUCUUCUUUGCUUCAGAUCCUGCUUUAGCCUUUAAAGGCGGAGGCCCUUACGGUGCUGGAGUAACAAGGGGCCAAGAUCUAACAGGGAAGGAUUUUAGUGGGAAAACGUUAAUCAAACAAGAUUUUAAAACUUCAAUACUCAGACAAGCUAAUUUUAAAGGUGCGAAGUUACUCGGAGCUAGCUUCUUUGAUGCCGAUUUAACUGGUGCUGAUCUAUCUGAUGCGGAUCUUAGAGGUGCUGAUUUCUCCUUAGCUAAUGUGACUAAGGUGAAUUUAAGCAAUGCUAAUUUGGAAGGAGCACUUACAACGGGGAAUACAUCUUUCAAGGGUUCCGUUAUACAAGGAGCAGAUUUCACCGAUGUUCCUCUAAGAGAAGAUCAACGGGAAUACCUUUGCAAAUUUGCUGAUGGAGUGAAUACAGUUACUGGUAAUGCAACACGAGAGACAUUGCUUUGCGAAUAGCUUUGUGUAGUGUAAGCUUUGUACUCCUUAUAAUUUUCCCUGUAUAUGAGGCUGGCUAUUCAACCUGUUAAUGAGGUUCCACAUAAACAUCAGCAGGUGGAACCCGUAUUCGGUUUGAUUAUAUUUGAUCAAAUUGCCAUAUAGCUUGUAUUUUGCAUUAUUAUGGUUCACUUGCAAGGCACAAAGAUUGAUUUGGAUGACUUGUCAUGGUGGCUUGAUAUCUCUGACGUCUUUGAUAGUUAAAGACUUGUUAAAAUGAUGAUUUGAAAUCCUUUAACAUUGCGGCACUUAUCCCAAUGUAAUACGAUCUCUAAUAAUCCAUUUAAGUUACUUUGUUGCUCAAACUAAUGAUUCAACUGCUUCCAUUAUGGUUAACCUUUGGAAUCUUGAAGGGGAGUAGGUAAUAUCACUUCUCCACUUAAGCCCUGUUAUCCCAAAAGGUUCAAGAUUCCAAAGCUUAGCUAUAAAGGAGGGAGUUGAACUAGCAUUAGUUCGAUCAGCAAAGUACCUUAUAUGAAUUAGAGAUUGUAUUUCACUGCGAGAAGUACCAUCAAUGUUGAAGGAUUCCAAAUCCAACAAUUUAACAAGUUUGAACCUGUCAAAGAUGAAGGAGAUAUCACGCUGCCAUAACUAGCUAUCCUAAUCGAUCUCAUUGAAUGAUGAAGACUACAUUUUGAGUGAGAUGGCCACCACACAUCAAUCUGAUCCUGGUAAGAAUGAAACAAAAUAGAAUUUGUUGAUUGUUUGUGAAUUAUGCUUGUCGGAUUCUUAUUGCUGUGUGAUCCAAAAAGUAUUCCAUGAUCACGGGUUGAUGUUGUGGUACAAUCAAUCCUCAACAUUUCCUAUUCAGAGGAAUAUUGGAGAUCCCCACAUGCCUCCAUUAUCAUGCUUCCUAGGUCAUUAUCAAUGGAACUGCCACCAAGCCAUUAUACUGGCAAAGUGUUGUUAUCUUCUCACUGUCCUUCAGUUUGCAAAGUCACAAGUUUUCAGUAAAUUGCCUCUGAAAUGAAAUGGGGUCUUCAGUUUUCGGUUUAUCACAUUUUACAUGAUUAAAAACUAGAAGAAAGAUGAUAAUAAGUCCUGGCCUUCAUUCCCUGCUAAAGAGUGGUGGUAGAAGUGCAAAAUUGAGCUCAACCAGCAUCCACGUAUCAGCUUUAGAUGACAUAGUAGUAUGAACUCGCUCUUUACCAUGGCACUCUAUCUCGGCCUGCCCUUAAAUUCCCACCAACCCAAGUGCUGCAACAAAGCUCUGCAUUGGCGGUCCAACAGUAUCUAUGGAUCUUGUGAACUUCAACACACUUCAUCUUUCAGCAUUCUUCUUUUCCUGUGUACUUGAGUUUCACCAGAAACAGGAUAGUAGACAUAAAGGAUAAAAGCAGCAAUGGUAGUGAUUAUGUUUUGCCUGCCAUAUUAACACAAAGAUCCUGCAAGCUGGGAUUUUGCUAAUUUGCAGUUGGAUCAACCUUGGGUUGCAUAUUCUUGAAUCUGGAAUUUGUGACCUUUUUUCAGCUCUAGGUUGGGACUUCGAAUUGUCCUAAAUGGUGCAAGUCAGGUGCCAUUAAACCAGUUGAUAUUACCUGCUGGAUCUGUACUUUAUAUAUAUAUAUAUAUCUAUAGUUUUGCAUGCCUUUA
This is a messenger RNA of Solanum tuberosum (potato), 2345 nucleotides long. RefSeq names its product thylakoid lumenal 15 kDa protein 1, chloroplastic. The coding region runs from base 54 to 713 and encodes 219 amino acids. Gene Ontology annotation, cellular component: chloroplast thylakoid. Lineage: Eukaryota; Viridiplantae; Streptophyta; Magnoliopsida; Solanales; Solanaceae. The transcript has a single exon. The record is from RefSeq and is a predicted model, not a curated record.